Harmonia axyridis is the source of this 1716-nucleotide messenger RNA. Its product is annotated as protein yellow-like. Gene Ontology annotation, cellular component: extracellular region. Bases 47 to 1276 code for a protein of 409 amino acids. The record is from RefSeq and is a predicted model, not a curated record. NCBI's taxonomy places the organism in Eukaryota, Metazoa, Arthropoda, Insecta, Coleoptera, Coccinellidae. The transcript has a single exon.
UACGCUAUAGGAAAAUCCGCGAUGUUCAGUUGAAAUCCUGAUCAAGAUGCGAAGAGUAUGUAACUACUUCAGUUUUCUGCUACUCAAUUAUUGUGCAUUCCCAGACAACGAUCGUGUCAUCGUCGGCAGAACGCACGCGAAGAACGAGUUCGAAGUGAUCCACCAGUGGCAUUUCCUGAAUUACACAUGGCCGACCUCCUUGACCUACAACUAUGCUUUCAACAACAUCCACUACAUACCGGAAAAUAACGCACCGACUGGCAUCAAAAUCUAUGGAGGAAAAAUAUUCCUUUCCAUACCGAGAUUUCGACCUGGUAUACCUGCCACACUAGCUUACGUUUCUAUGAUUGAUGGAGGCACAAGAACCAACGAACUGCUCCAACCUUACCCCAACUGGGAGCUGAACAUCAACAGGAACUGUGAGGCACUGCAAAGCGUGCAGAGUAUGGAAAUUGACAGACAAGGAUACAUGUGGGUUAUAGAUGGUGUGAGGAUUAAUGAAGAAACCCAAUGUCCUGCUAAACUUCUCAUCCUGGAUUUGAAGAACCAUGGAAGGAUGGUACACAGACAUAUAUUCCCCAAUGAGAUCGCUCUUGCCAAAGGAGGAUUCUUGAACGAUUUAGUUUUGGACGAUGUUGGAGGUGGAUACGCUUAUAUAACUGACAACAGUGCUAUAGAUCCAGGAUUGAUAGUGUAUUCCCUCAAAAAGGAUAGAUCUUGGAAGCUGAGAGAUCCAAGAAUGUUCGCAGAACCACAAGCAGCAGAUUUUAUAGUAAACGGUAUACCAACCACAAAUUUAUCCCCAAUUGAUGGUAUUGCCUUAUCACCUUCUCGCCACAACAAAGAAAAAGAACUAUUUUUCUGUGCUCUCACUGGGCUGAAUCUUUAUUCUAUAGAUACAAGCGUCUUGAGGAAUGAAUCCAUGUCAAGAAGUGACCAGUGGCGUAAGAGAAUUAAUUUAAUUGGACAAAAAGAAUCUCAAAGUGAUGGUUUGAUUAUUGAUAGCAGUGGGAAUCUUUACUACACCCUUCUGCCUUUGAACGGUAUAGGACGUUGGAACAUCAAAACGCCUAUAGCUACAUCUGAAAUAAUUUUCAAGAACGAUAAAACUAUGAUUUGGCCUGAUACGUUCGCUAUGGACGAAAAGGGUUAUCUAUAUGUGAUUUCAAACAAUAUUAAUCAGUUUAUUAAUCCUAAUUUUAAAGUGGUAAUAACUGAUGAAGUUAAGUUUAGGAUUUUCAGAUAUUUCACUGGGACCAAGAGCUAUAUGUAUUGAUGAAAAAUGAUAAUAUUUUAGUUGAUAGUAAAGGUGGAGAAUUCUGUCAUCAUUUUGCACUAGUUGUGAUAAUGAAGAUUCUUCAAGAAUACUAAUAAGCAUCUACAAAUAAUUAUAGUGAUGCUGUUAUAGCAGGUUUCACAAAACUUUUCUUGUAGGGAUUGUUACGAUUGAAGCAAUUCUAUGAUUAGAUCCUUCAUAAACACAAUCAACGAGUCGAUCGGUCGAUGAAAUUUUGAGAAACCUGCUAUCUAUAGGUAUAUGUUUCUUUCUAUGAUAUGAAUAAAUAUAGUACAUUGUUCCAUUUGAGUGAGAACACAUGAGUAUUAUCAAAAAUACAUAUUUGAUACUUCAUUUCUCACGAAAAAAAUAAUUUUCGUAGUGUUAAUUUUGAUUAUUACUUUCGAUUCAUUCAAGAAUAAAGAACAAUAUUCCAAACU